Molecule: messenger RNA, 2081 nt
Organism: Caenorhabditis auriculariae
Lineage: Eukaryota; Metazoa; Nematoda; Chromadorea; Rhabditida; Rhabditidae
Source: the annotation of a GenBank genome assembly
AUGAAUGACGGCGACGUCUCACAGAAGUGUCUGGUGCAAGUGGCGGCGACGUCGACAGCCUUGUUUGUGGUCGGAGCGGCGGCUGCUCGGCGAGUCGCCGGUGACGCGGCCCUGCUCGGCGUCCUCGUCAACGGCCUUCUGGCGACUGUCGUCAUGGGAGCGGCCGUCGUGUUCGCAAGACUUGUCGAAAUUCCUCUGGGAGAUGUGCCGCUGCUACUCGUCGGCCUCGUCGUCGACAGAUUCUCCCAGAGCAGGCGAGCCUUCACGGACCGCUGAAACAAAGUAGAGGUCUCAGGAUGACGUUGCUGCUUUUCUGGGCUGCCAACGUCGUCGCUUCUCUACUUUUCUGUGCAUCCGUUCACUCUGCCCCAGCUAUAACUACAGUUCAUAGGUAGGAAAAAAAAGUCGCAAAAACCUUUUAUGGAAGAAAAGCUGAUAUUUUUAGAAGAAUUUAAUUUGAACUUUCAGCAAAAUUGAGCUUAUAAAAAACUGGAAAAAAAACCAAGCGGUGAAAAUAUUCUCAACCACAGGCAGAAUUAUUUUUUUUUUACUUAUAAACUUCGUUCGCCGCUGGCUUAGACCGGAAACGGCCGCGCGAUAUAAUAUCUUCAUCUAUAAAUCUAUCUCCACUGAUAAUCUUUAAAAAAAUUUUUUUCGAAAAAAACUUCUUACCACAACAUUUUUUCACCCUUUUUAUUUUUUUAUAAUGCACUGAAUUGAGAAAUUAUGAUUACUUGUAUUUUCACGUUUUGCGAUACACGGCGAAAAAAAUAAAUCGAGACGUGUCUGUGGUAAUUUUUGUCUCAAGCCUGUGGUGAACGGAGUGUAUGCCGCUCCUCAAGUCGGAUGGGUCUGAGGACGAACGAAAAGAAGAUAGGGAUGAUUGAAAAUUGAGUUGCUUCUUUUUUUUUUCAAAUCUGAGGCACAGUCCACUAUUUAUUUACCUGAUGAACCCAAGCUAAAAAUUGUGUAUAUUUUUUAUAUUUCGUACUCGCCCGGUUAUUGAAUUUUUAUAAAUCAUCAAAAAUCAAUCAUACUUUAUCAUACAGGAUGAAGUUUUUUGCAACCCAUAAUUUUAGAACCCCUCAAAGCUUGAACCCUAUAGGCGACCCCAGGACAUCAUUUUAGGGACCCUAUAAGGGGAGCGUAGGGGUCCCUAUAGAGGUUCCUAAUAGGGCCUCUAUGAAACUCCUUUUAGUCUUUGGGACCCCUCGAAGGUUUCUAAGUUCGCUCUUUUUUGAAUCUAUUGCUACAAUGAAAAAAGAACCAGACAACAUACAUUCCAGGAAGUUCUUUCAUCUGACUGCCUCGCUAGUGUUCAUUUCUGGACUUUUCGUCGAUGCUCAGUUUCUGUGGCUUUCGGGCAGCCUGUCUUUGUGUAUCUUCAUCAUUGUGGAAGUGAGUCAAGGUUGAAAAAAAAAUUCGUGCCUAUUUGAAGGUUUUGCGUUUCCACAACAUCCCGCCAUGGGGAGAGUUCCUAAACGAGACGCUGUUGGUGUUCCGCGACCACCAGGACUCGGUAGUGCUCCUGACGCCGCUGCUGCUGCUCGCGGGAAUGCUCCUGCCACUGAUGCUUAGUCGCAACCUCGCUCCUGCGCAUCUGGAACACCUCGCCGGCGUUGCUACCGUUGGAGUGGGAGACAGCGCGGCCGCUAUUGUCGGUUACACGUGGGGAACAAAAAAUUGGCCAAAGUAAUGACGUCAGUGUGAAAAGUCUAUUUUUUGAUUCCAGAAGCAGAAAAACAAUGGAAGGAAGUGCGGCCAUGUUUUUGAGCGUGACGAUUUUCUUGCUCGGCGCCAAGGCGUUCGUUUCUUCGGCUGCCUCGACGACCACCUGCAUUCUCGUCGCUUUCAUCAUUACCGCUAUGGAAGCCACUCUCCAGAAGUUUGACAAUAUCAUUUUGCCAUUAACUGCCUUUUUAUUGUUAUAAGACACCUUUAUGAAAAGUUGAGAAAUUAAAAGGUAAAACUAGUCUUGUUGAGUAAACCCUCAAAGCUCCUUUCAAUGUGACCCUUGUUGUGCAAUUGCCGUUUCAUCUCACUUCUUGUUAUACAGGUUCCAUUCGUAUUGCCUCGGUUGA